Molecule: messenger RNA, 4052 nt
Organism: Choloepus didactylus (southern two-toed sloth)
Lineage: Eukaryota; Metazoa; Chordata; Mammalia; Pilosa; Megalonychidae
Gene: FBXL4
Product: F-box and leucine rich repeat protein 4
Exons: 9
Coding region: 216-2102 (628 amino acids)
Biological process (GO): SCF-dependent proteasomal ubiquitin-dependent protein catabolic process
Cellular component (GO): SCF ubiquitin ligase complex
Molecular function (GO): protein binding
Source: RefSeq, a predicted model, not a curated record
GAACCUCGCGGCUUGCGCCAGCAGGGUAAAAAAAUGUCACAUUUCAGCAUUUGCACCUGAAAUCAGCAUGCAAAGUUCAGACCACAUGGAUGAGUGCCAACUUUUGCAUUUCCUCUUUGUAUCCUGUGGCCAUUUUAUCUGGGAACAUCCUUCAAAGAGUUCAUACAUCUUACUGAGGACACCUGACCUUUUGAAGCGUCAUAAUUCACAUCUAGAUGUCACCAGUCUUUCCCAUGUUAACAGUUUUGACUAUGUUUUAUUAUAUAUGCCUUCGGCGCCGAGCCAGGACGGCUACAAGAGGAGAGAUGAUGAACAGCCAUAGAACCAUAGAAUCAAACAGCCGAACUUCCCCUCUUAAUGCAGAGGUGGUCCAGUAUGCCAAAGAAGUAGUGGAUUUCAGUUCCCAUUAUGGAAGUGAGAAUAGUAUGUCCUAUACCAUGUGGAAUUUGGCAGGUGUACCAAAUGUUUUCCCAAGUUCUGGUGAUUUUACUCAGACAGCUGUGUUUCGAACAUAUGGAACAUGGUGGGAUCAGUGUCCUAGUGCUUCCUUGCCAUUCAAGAGGACGCCGCCUAAUUUUCAGAGCCAGGACUAUGUAGAACUUACUUUUGAACAACAGGUGUAUCCUACAGCUGUUCAUGUUCUGGAAACCUAUCAUCCUGGAGCAGUCAUUAGAAUUCUGGCUUGUUCUGCAAAUCCGUAUUCCCCAAGUCCACCAGCUGAAGUAAGGGAAAUUUCUUUCUUUGGCAGAUGGGAGAUUCUUUGGUCAGAGAGACCUACGAAGGUGAAUGCUUCCCAGGCUCGCCAGUUUAAACCUUGUAUUAAGCAGAUAAAUUUUCCCACAAAUCUUAUACGGCUGGAAAUAAAUAGUUCUCUUCUGGAUUAUUACACUGAAUUAGAUGCAGUUGUGCUACAUGGUAUGAAGGACAAGCCACUGCUUUCUCUAAAGACUUCACUUAUUGAUAUGGACGAUCUAGAAGAAGAUGACUAUGAAGAAAAUGAUGACUGUGUAAUGGAUAAUCUUAACAAAAAGUUUAGCAAUGCUACCCUCAGAGAAGGGCCAAAUAAUGGAUAUUUUGAUAAACUACCUUAUGAGCUCAUUCAGCUGAUUCUGAAUCAUCUUACGCUACCAGACCUGUGUAGAUUAGCACAGACUUGCAAACUACUGAACCAGCAUUGCUGUGAUCCUCUACAAUACAUCCACCUCAAUUUGCAACCAUAUUGGGCAAAACUAAAUGACACUUCUCUGGAAUUUCUACAGGCUCGUUGUACUCUCGUUCAGUGGCUUAAUUUAUCUUGGACUGGCAAUAGGGGCUUCAUCUCUGUUGCCGGAUUUAGCAGAUUCCUGAAGGUUUGUGGAUCUGAGUUAGUACGCCUUGAAUUAUCUUGCAGCCACUUCCUUAAUGAAACUUGCCUGGAGGUUAUAUCUGAAAUGUGUCCAGAUCUGCAGGACUUAAAUCUCUCAUCCUGUGAUAAACUACCACCUCAAGCUUUCAACCACAUUGCCAAAUUAUGUGGCCUUAAACGACUAGUUCUCUAUCGAACAAAAGUAGAGCAAACAGCACUGCUCAGCAUUUUGAACUUCUGUGCAGAGCUUCAGCACCUCAGUUUGGGUAGUUGUGUAAUGAUUGAAGACUAUGAUGUGAUAGCUAGCAUGAUAGGAGCCAAGUGUAAAAAACUCCAGACCCUGGAUCUGUGGAGAUGUAAGAAUAUUACUGAGAAUGGGAUAGCAGAACUAGCUUCUGGGUGUCAGCUUCUGGAGGAGCUCGACCUUGGCUGGUGCCCCACUCUGCAAAGCAGCACCGGAUGCUUCACCAGACUUGCACGCCAGCUUCCGAACUUGCAGAAACUCUUUCUUACAGCUAACAGGUCUGUGUGUGACACAGACAUUGAAGAACUGGCAUGCAAUUGUACCAGAUUACGGCAACUGGACAUAUUAGGAACAAGAAUGGUAAGUCCUGCAUCUUUAAGAAAACUCCUGGAAUCUUGUAAAGAUCUUUCCUUACUUGAUGUGUCCUUCUGUUCACAGAUUGAUAACAGAGCUGUGCUAGAACUGAAUGCUAGCUUUCCAAAAGUGUUCAUAAAAAAGAGCUUUACUCAGUGACUUAAUACAUGUUGUAUAAUAAAAUUAAUGUGCUUUUGUGGGGUUUUAUUUUGGGAACAGUUUUGUUUCUUGAUUUGUUUAGUUUUUAUAAUAGUAGGGAUUAAGACCUUUAUAGAUUGUAAAGAAAAAAUAUGAAAUUGUCUACUAAAUCAAGUAAAAAUGUAAACACAUGUUUUCACAAAAUAUGGCAAUCACUGGUAUUCAAGAAUAUGUAAGAAAAUGGUAUUAUUUUUAUCUUACAUUAAUCAAUGACAUUAGUCUUUAGUCAGUAAUUACAUAUUUAAUAAAAGAGUAACAUGGAAACAUUAUAACUUACUUUUAAAGGAAUGCUUUGAAUAAUGAAGUACCAUGAUAUUUAUCCAAAAAUAAAGUUAGUUUUCCACAUCUCCAUUUUAAAAAUAUUGAAUGUGUCAUUUAUGACAUGGUCAGUAUUUUCUUUGUUAUGUAUACAAUUGUCAGCUAGUUGGAGAAAGAUUAUUUUUAAGCUGAUGCAGUUUUGGAAAGAUGUGUUUUUUUUUUCUUUUUUAAUUAAAGUAGUGUGCUGUCUUAGAGUAUAUCUUUAAUACUAUAUUAGGUACAUCAAGAAACUCUAUGUGAAUUUCUGGCAGAAACAAAGAAAAGGGAAUUACCUGAUUUUUCCAUAGUGGUAUUGGUGUCAAAGGCUUUUUGUCAUAUAGCUUAAAAUGAAUAAGAGAACCAACCACUCAAAACAGGCUUCUGUGCGCUGAAUUAUGUCAUAUUGUGCUAUGUCAGCUUAUCCUCCAAAACCUACCAAAACAAAAGAACUUACAAUACAGAAAAAUGUGUCUGUGAUUCCUCCUUAGAUUGAUGAUUUAACCGAUAAAAAAGAUGGAGCACUUAUUUUUGUAGAAUAUAUCCAUCAUGAAUUAAUUUACAAUAACUAUUCAAACUGAAAAUUUUUAGUUUUUUUCACAUUCCUCUAUUUCACUAUUGAAUAAUACUAAUAUAAAUAUAUGGACACAAUCAAGAACAAGAGAUAAACUACUAAAUGAAAUAGCUUUUCAGUUGCUAAGCAGAUGCCUUAAAAAUUUGCCACAGGUUUAAGACUUCUGAAUUCUACAUGAAUUUUAUUUAUAUUUUUUCCUGUCCUCCAGCAACUUAAAUAAGUAGAACUCAACUACAGUGAGAAAAACAAAAAGGAAGCUAACAUUGUUAAAAAGUGAAUUGAUUUAGUUUUGCUCCUAACAAACUAGACAGAGAACAUUUUGUUGUAGAAAAAGGUAGUGCUAUUUGGACUAACGAACUAAUAUUAAGUGUGUUGUGUAACAAAAUUCAUUUUGCCACUCAAGGCAAACCUCUACAUGUUCCAGAAUUGUUCUGUCUAAUAAGGUAACCACUGACCACAGGGAUGUGGCUAUUUUAUUUAAUUUUAAUUCACUUAAAUUUAAUUAAAAAAUCAGUUCCUCAGUUGCAGUAGCCACUGUGUUCAGUAGUCACGUGUUGCAUUAGCAAGGGUAGUUACCUGAGCCAUAAAUAUUCAUUAGUCCCAUGUGGCUAGUGAUUAACAUACUAGACAGUGAAGAUUGAGAACAUGUUCAUCAUUGCAGAAGUUCUGUUGUAUAGCAAGCACUACUCUAGAAUUUCCUUUAUAAGAUGUGUGCAUAUCUUUUAAAAGCACAUUGAAUUUAGAAAUUAGCACAGUUAAUAUAUAUCUUCAUGGUAUUUUCAACAGCACAUUAAUGAAAGCUUUUUUCUCCAAAAGUUCUUAAGCUGGUGAACUUGUAAGUAUGACAAAUAGUAGGCAUUCAGUACGUAUUUAUUCAAUGAAUAAGAACGUAUUAUUGACUCAAACGAUAUAAAAUGUCAAUUUUUAAAAAAGUGUUGUAAAUUAUUAGUAGUACUGCAUCAAUUCUUUUAGAGUAUGGUGAAUGUAAUAUUGUAACUCUAAAAAAUUAAAAACUAAUACAAUCUCUGCUCCACAUACAAAAC